ACCAUGUCGUUUCAUGGUUUUGCGUGAACGCUGAAGGAGCAAAUACUCGGCUUUUCUGUGCCGGUUCUUUAAAAGCGACCACCAGAGUGGUUACGCGGCGAGCAACCAUGGGAUCCAGGAUAAGGGAAAAUCCAGAGAAGAUAUUUGAAGUGUAUGCUGAAGUAAUGCAUCCUGAAUCCAGUGGUUCAGAUCCUGAGGUGCGGAGACAAUUCCCUGAGGACUACAGCGACCAGGAAGUUCUGCAGACAUUGACCAAGUUUUGUUUCCCUUUCUAUGUGGACAGCCUUUCAGUCAGCCAAGUUGGCCAGAACUUUACAUUUGUACUCACUGACAUUGACAGCAAGCAGAGGUUUGGAUUCUGUCGCUUAUCUUCUGGGGCCAAAACUUGCUUCUGUAUCCUAAGCUAUUUACCUUGGUUUGAAGUUUUCUACAAGCUUCUGAACAUCUUAGCAGAAUACACUGUUAAAGGACAGGACUGUCAGUGGAAGGAAUUGCUGGAAACACUAUACAACCAUCCUCUUCCAGAGCCAGGCUCAACUGUUCAUUUAAGUGUGCAUUCGUAUUUUACCACCCCCGAUACCCUGGAACUUCCUAGUAUACCUGAAAACAGAAACCUGACAGAGUAUUUUGUAGCUGUAGAUGUCAACAACAUGCUCCAUCUUUAUGCCAGUAUGUUAUAUGAACGGCGAGUCCUCAUCUCCUGCAGCAAGCUAAGCACUUUAACAGCCUGCAUCCAUGGGUCAGCAGCUAUGCUAUAUCCGAUGUUUUGGCAGCAUGUUUACAUUCCUGUCCUUCCUCCUCAUCUAUUGGACUACUGCUGUGCUCCAAUGCCCUACCUCAUAGGAGUGCAUUCUAGUUUAAUGGAGAAAGUGAGGAACAUGGCCUUAGAAGAUGUUGUGUUACUAAAUGUGGACAACAAUACGCUGGAAACACCAUUUGAUGAUCUUCAAAGCCUUCCUAAUGAUGUGUUGUCAGCUCUAAAGAACAGACUGAAAAAAGUGUCAACAACCACAGGUGAUGGAGUUGCUCGUGCAUUUUUAAAGACUCAAGCGGCUCUGUUUGGCAGCUACAGAAAUGCUCUGAAGAUUGAACCUGAGGAACCCAUAACUUUUAAUGAAGAUGUUUUUGUAUCACACCGCUCGAGUGCCAUGCGGCAGUUUCUGCAAAAUGCGAUUCACCUUCAGCUCUUCAAACAGUUUAUUGAUGGUCGACUGGAUCUCUUGAAUUCUGGGGAAGGAUUUAGCGAUGUGUUUGAAGAAGAGAUAAAUAAUGGCGAAUAUGCAGGAAGUGACAAAUCUUAUCACCAGUGGCUGUUCACAGUGAAGAAAGGAAGUGGAGCUAUCAUAAAUACAAUGAAGACAAAGGCAAAUCCUGCAAUGAAGACUGUGUACAAGUUUGCAAAAGAUCAUGCAAAAAUGGGAAUAAAAGAAGUGAAAAAUCGUUUGAAGCAAAAGGAAAUGGCAGAGAAUGGCUACUCUGUAGCAGGAGAUGAUAUCCAACCGAAGAGUAUUACAUCGCCUAUGUCUGAGAAGAAAGAAGGCAAGCAGCGAGAGGACCGGCGACCAAUAACUGUGCACUUUGGGCAGCCUGAGAGAGUCCCUCCACCUCGCCCACCACCUCCAAAGAUAAACAGUGCUACUUUGCCCGCACGUCCUCCAAGGCCACCAGUUAAGAAACCAAGAGGUAAUGCACUGCCAGUAGAGGCUCGAAUAUCCUCCAUUUCAAGUCCAGAGCACAUCGUAAGACCCACACGACACUACACAGUCUUCCUUUCUGAGGAUUCCUCUGAUGAUGAACUUCACCAUGAAGAGGACUCUAUAUCUGCCUUCUCUGAAAGCUUUCUCUUCACUUCUUUUGAAUGGCCUCAACCAUAUAAAACUUUAAAGGAAUCAGAUAUAGCUGAUGGAGAGGCCUUGAGUACAGAGAAGAGGACUGGGCCAACUAUCUUUCCUAACCUCUCCAUGCCGGGCAGGAAUAUUGAUGUGAAUUUAUUGGAUGACAUUUUCGGCAAUAUAAAGAUAACCUCGCAACACCAGCCCCUCAGCCAAGCCAAAAGCAUGGAAGAUCUGAGGACACCUAAGGAGGAAGAAAUGGAAAAUCCAUUUGGACAUCAGUGGAAAGUAAUGACUUCAGCUGAGAAGAGCAAGACCAUGUCAGUAGGACUGCAUCAUACUCUGCCUCAUACAAAGUUACGCAGUGUGGGUCAAGAUGACAUGGCUCUGAAUAGUAAAUCUAUCAGUAGUUCAUCGCCUGGCAACAUUCAUUUUGAAAGUUUCUUCACUGGGAUUGAUGCAGAGGCUUUAAAGAGGGACAGUUCAGCACCUGCUUCCAAUAUAAUUGCAAGUGGACAAGGCAGCAUUACAAUCCCAAGGCCUCAUGGUAGGAAGUCAACAGAGAAAGGAAUAGUGCUUCCACCUCCAGUAUCUGUCAGUCGAGGAGUCAAACAGCCAGUAUUUCCAGAAGUUAAUCAAGUAUCAACAGUAUUACAAGACAGCUCCAACCAAGAGAGACCUGUCUUCAGCACUGGCCCAGCUUCAGAGAUGUUACAAGAAUCAAUUAGAGUUGAAAAGAAACCUCAAGGACCAGACUUAAACCAAUCAUUGAAUUCAUCUCCUCAUCCUAUGUUAAGUUCAUCUGCUGUUGAUAUCCUGAAACCUAUCAAAAUCAGUGUAGAAAUGGAUAGGAGGAAUGAUCUUUUAAGUCUUCUCGAUCCAUUGAGUGCCAAUUCCAGUCUUGAUGGGAGCCAAUCUGCAGCUCCUAAAAGUUCAUUAACACCUGCAUCGUUCUUGUCUUCAGCUCCUGCUCCUACUGGUUUCACUCCAUCAGGAACUGACCUUGGGAUAAGUGCUCCACCAGCCACCUUACAAUUCAGCCAAACUCAAGGAUAUUCAACUCCCAGCCCAGCAGCCAUUGGUCAAUUCCCACAGCCAUCAUCUUAUCAGUUUUCUCAAACCAUGCCAGCAGCUCUUCACUUUCCUCCAGUACAGCCCUCUACAAGUCAUUUUGCUCCAACUCCAGCAUCUGCUUUUGCUUCAAGCUAUCUGCCUUCAAGUUCAGGUUUCUUCCAACCCCAAAUGCCUCACAGGAACUACUCAGCACCUUCCCUUCACCACUUGUACAGUCAGCCCCCUGUAAUCCCUCAGUCUGGUACUUUUGUUCAGAAAAGUACAAUUUCAGCCAGCCUAGGAGGUAUAAGUUUUGCAAAAACUGCAGGAAAAGCGGGUAUAAAUGUGUCUGAUUCCAGUCCAGUGAUGGGUAGUACAACAAAAAAUUUGCCUGAGCCACCAUUAGUCCCACCAAAGCCUUCCAUAGGUCUUGAAAGAAUAUUACAAUCGUCCAAUCCUGGCAAGGCUCAAGAUCCGUUUACUGAUCUGCUUAAUGCAAAUAAGAAGGAGGCAGCAUCAUCACAAAGUAGAGUGGACCAGCUCAGGAAAAAAUGGGAGACCUUUGAAUAAAAACAGCAAUUAAAAUGUUCCAAUAAUAGAGUGACAGUAGUGGAGCCUUUCUAAACUGCAGCCUUUGGGUGCCAUAUGUAAAAGCAUCAGGUAUCGAGGGGUGCAUUGUACAAGAGCUGGUUAGUUCUGGUUUUUCUAAUUGGCAAAGGACUGUAAAGAAUGCAUAUUAUAUCAACGAAUGUUAUAGUGAGGAACUACUACACUACACUUAUACUUACAUCAAGCCAUUUAUCAUGGCUUG
Hemiscyllium ocellatum (epaulette shark) is the source of this 3696-nucleotide messenger RNA. It is a transcript of the gene dennd1a, whose product is annotated as DENN/MADD domain containing 1A. The transcript has 24 exons. Gene Ontology annotation, cellular component: cytosol; clathrin-coated vesicle. Gene Ontology annotation, molecular function: guanyl-nucleotide exchange factor activity; phosphatidylinositol phosphate binding. NCBI's taxonomy places the organism in Eukaryota, Metazoa, Chordata, Chondrichthyes, Orectolobiformes, Hemiscylliidae. Gene Ontology annotation, biological process: endocytosis; endocytic recycling. Bases 108 to 3455 code for a protein of 1115 amino acids. The record is from RefSeq and is a predicted model, not a curated record.